Messenger RNA from Hibiscus syriacus, 2416 nucleotides. RefSeq names its product protein ALTERED PHOSPHATE STARVATION RESPONSE 1-like. The transcript is spliced from 4 exons. Lineage: Eukaryota; Viridiplantae; Streptophyta; Magnoliopsida; Malvales; Malvaceae. The coding region runs from base 1 to 2202 and encodes 733 amino acids. The record is from RefSeq and is a predicted model, not a curated record.
AUGGGUUGUGUUGCUUCAAAGCUAGAGGAAGAAGAAGAGGUUGUGUCAAUUUGUAGAGAAAGGAAACGUCUUAUAAAGUUAGCAGUGGAUAGAAGAUAUGCACUUGCAGAAGCACAUUUUAGGUACUGUCAAGCUCUUUAUGCUGUGUCAGCUGCCAUUAAGCUCUUUGUAGCUCGCCAUUCAUCACCUGCUUCACCUUUUCUCAUCACUUUUCCUCCACCUUGUCCGACUACACCACCGGCCACGGACCAAAACGUGAUGACCAACCCAAUGUUGCUUCAACAAAGGCCUUCGGAGUCCACUACCCAUGAAGCCAUUGCUCGUGAGUCUUGUGGUUCUUCGACAAGCUCGGACAGUUCAGAGGAAGUGACUGAGCAAGAGGUGGUGAGAGAACACCACCACCACAACCACCAACAACAACAACAACAACAUUGUGAGUACUUUUAUAUGCAAAUGCCACCACCAAUGCCAUCACCGCAAAGGGAUUUUGGGUGGGACUUCUUUAAUCCGUUCGAUGUUGCUAGACCAGAGAUUCUGAGUGGGUAUAACAGGUGUUCCGAGGAUGAUUUAAGAGCGGUGAGGGAACAGGAAGGGAUUCCGGAGCUAGAAGAGGAAGGGGACACCAAAGAGGAAGAGAAGAAAGUUGUCAUUGUUGAAGAAAAAGAUAACAAAAGGGAGCAUGGGGAGAGUGAAAGUGGUGUGUUGAAAGUGAAGGAAGAGACACAUGUGAGCGAAGGAGAACAAAAAGGGCUUACAGUGAUGGAUAGCCCAGAAAAAGGAAGGGAACUUUUAGAAGCCUUGAAAGAUAUUGAAGAUUAUUUCAUCAGGGCUUAUGAUUCUGGGAAAGAUGUAUCAAGAAUGUUGGAAGCUAAUAUGGUUCAUUUGCAAUCUGGUUUGGAGGGAAUUAAAGAGAACUCGACUAAAAUCAUCCAGGCUAUUACAUGGCAUCGAUCCACUUUGUCUAAGGCUCAAUCAUGUAAGAGUCUGGUGGCAUCCAGUUCAAAAGGUUCUUCAGCAUGGACAGAAUAUAAGACUGAUCUGUUUGAUCAAUAUGGAGGAAUGGAUUCCGGAAGCCAUUCAUCAACACUGGGAACACUUUGUGCGUGGGAAAAGAAGCUUUACGAAGAGGUUAAGGCUGGUGAUAGCACAAGGAAAAUUUAUGAGAGAAAAUGUUCUCGACUGAGAAACCAGGAUGUCAAGGGAUAUGAUGAGUUUACAAUGGAUAAAACCAGAGCAGCAGUAAAAGAUUUGUAUGCCCGAAUCUUGAUUGCAAUUCGAAGUGCUGAAUCAAUCUCAAAGAGAAUUCAGAAACUCAGAGAUGAAGAACUUCUUCCUCAAAUUGUUGAACUGUUAAAAGGCCUAAAACGAACCUGGAAAGUUAUGCUUGAAUCUCAUGAAACCCAAAACAAAAUUCUCUCUGAAGUGAAAUCUUUCGCCUGCUCUUCGUUUGGAAAGUUCUACAACGAUUCUCACCGGCUUGCUACGCUUCAACUAGAGGCCGAGCUUCAAAACUGGCGUGCUUGCUUUAGGGAGUAUGCUGCGGCUCAAAGAGCAUACAUUCAAGCUCUUCAUGGUUGGCUAACUAAGUUCAUGGCUCCUGAAGUAGAAUUUUAUUCCAGAGGGAGGAGCUCUAGUGCCCCAUAUGGAGGUAAUGGGCCUCCACUUCUUGUGAUAUGUUAUCAUUGGUUAAAUUCCAUGGAAGAGUUACCAGAUAAGGCAGUCACCUUUUCAUUGAAAAGCUUUUCUAAGGAUGUAAAGGCACUGUGGGCUCAGCAAGGGGAGGAACAGCAACAGAAGAAGGAAGUUGAUGGUAUGGCAAAAGAACUUGAUAGAAGGACCAUGGCAUUCCAGAAGGCUGAAACCAGGUUCUUGGAAUCCAAGCUGCUUACGGAAUUAAAAUCCGAGUACGAUACGGAACAGCGGAAUGAAUAUCUAAUGGAGAAGAAAGAUCAGUUGGAUAUGAUGAGGAAUAGGUUGGAUGUGGAAAGAGAGAAACACCACAAUUACAUGCAAGAAACACAGAGAAUCACAUUGAAUGGAUUUCAGAGUGGGUUUUCAACUGUUUUCGAGUCCUUAAUCGAAUUCUCCAAGGCUUCUACGAAAAUCUACAAUGACCUUGUGACUCUAAGUGAAAAUGCUGCAAAAAUGGGGAAUAUGUCGUAUGUCGAGGGCUCCAAGGUUGAGGAAAAUGGUAGCAGAUGACAUAACAAAUCUAAAGAGAUUUCUGAGAAUCUUGCUUUAAUGAGUUUGAUGCAGUUUCUACUUGUAUAUUAUUGCAUAUCAUGUCUAAGCAGCUCUCUUAGGCAAAUUUAGUUAUGUUUCCGGGCUGUUUCAGUUCUGAUGAUAUAGCUGAUUGUUUAUCAUCAUCAUUACAUGUCUAAUGGCUGUUGAUGAAAGAUCUUUGCAAGAACUUCAA